Molecule: messenger RNA, 7682 nt
Organism: Symbiodinium sp. CCMP2456
Lineage: Eukaryota; Dinophyceae; Suessiales; Symbiodiniaceae
Source: the annotation of a GenBank genome assembly
AUACGGCGGCGGGGCACCUACCGAUGUUGCCCAUACAUGGGCAGCUUUGCUUCUUUACCGGACUAUGUUGGCUGUACGGAAGUGCAGUCGACAUUGACGACCACUGCGAGGACGUUUCAAAACCCGUUGGCACCGGCUUGCUCCAGGCCAAGUCGCACCUGGACCCCAGCCGGCUACAGGAGCUGGAGUCGAACCUUGCGAUCGCGGACGGAAGCUGGCAAGGUGCCUUGCAAUUCCAGGAGCUUGGCGCAAACAGCAGCCUUAACCGGCUUGCCGCCCAAUGCCGAAAACGCAAGGCCAAAGCUCCCAGGGUGCCGCUGGAGGUGGCCCAGCAGCUUCGGGAAGUUGCAAGGGCGGACGUGAUCCGCGACCGAGACAGCGAUCUCUGUCCGGGAGAGAUCACGCUCUGGCAGUUCUUUCACAAUGAAACCACCACGAGCUGCCGCUUGCCUCGACUCGUUAGGCUGGCUGGCAAGUCACGCUGCCCCAGCAGCUCCACGGAAUGUGCUGGUUGUGCCGUCUUCUCAGAGGGGAAAUGCCAGAAGUGUGAGGACGGCUACCUCCGUCAAAACGGUACAUGCGUGGCCUGCCUCAGCACUAUCGACUGGGUCAGCGAGAGCGGAAAAUCUUGCGACAGGAUCACGGAGGCGGAGUGCAACGACAGGCCAGUCAAGGGCCAGAGCAGCAAUCAGGCUUGCUGCAAGUGCAAUGGAGGGCACAAGACACCGACGCCAUUCAAGUAUGCGGACAAGCGAUUUUCUGUAGGUGUCCCCGUUCAUUUGGAGCCUCUUCCUCGAACGGCCACCCGGUACUCGGUGAAUGGCGACUGCAACUUGGCUGCUCGGAACUUGACACUCGACGGCAGCACCGGCGUGAUCUCCUACCAGGCCUCCAUGGCCCGGCCAACAGAAGCCUUUUCUGUGCAAUGCGAAAUCACUGCACACCAGGGCGUCGGUCUUUCGGAGACGGUGAAGGUGUCGGUGGUUGUGGAGCACAUGACGUACCCCUCUGCCGUUCUAGUCUUCUCCCAAAAGACGCCCUCCUACCAGGUCGCUGCUUCGGGCACGCUGCAGGACUUCAGCAUGGUAUGUGCACCGGAGCAGUCGUGGCUCUCUGUCGAUGCCUCGGGCACCGUCACCUCCCAGACCGAUGUGACCGGUGCCGGAGCCGGCGGUGUGACGGAGGCCGGGGACGACUACUCGGGGAUGGAUGGCGGAGUCUGUGUGGUGACCGCCACCGACAACACGACCCAGAGGACUGCCACCUUUGCGGCCAUCCGGCCUCGACCGUGGCCCGAGCUGGUCUACGAGUCCUCCUAUGCAGAGGUGGUUGUCGGCGAGCAGCUGCCACCAUUGAAGCUCAAGACGCCCAAAGGAUACGAGGAAGGUGCAGGAGGACUCAAGCCGACCUCCUUCGUGAUCUCCUGCACCGUUGGAUUCCCGAUCUGGUCCUACGACCGCAAUUGGGGUGUAGGCCUCUUGCAGAAUCAUCAGAUUCUCGAAGUUGCACCGGAUGGGAGCAUCGCUCUUGCGCCCGGUGAGAGCAUGGCCCUGAUGUUCGAUGAGAUCACCGCCUACCAGGCCCAUCGGAAAAACUUUCAAAUGCACUGCGGAGUGUAUGGUCUCUUCCCCGGGACAGACUUUCCGCCGAUUUUCACUCAGAUGGUCUUCAAGGUGAAGGACAACAAAUGCUGGGUGAAGGAGCGGAUCGUCGGCGAAGUUGUCUGGGAGGAGCACACCACCGAGGAGACACACUGCCGGCAGGUCUGUCGUCAAUCAAAGGUCUGCUCCCACUUCACCUAUGCUGAUGACGCAUGCAGACACUAUCGCAUCAACACCGUGGAAGGGACGUCGGUGAUGACCUAUGCCAAGGUCACAGAUUGCACUGACCUGUCAACCUGCAUCCGUCUGAAGCAUCCUGAAUGGGUCGUUGCGGGCGACUACUGUCCUGUGGAGUACGACAUCCGGCGUGGAAGCCCCGUCUAUCGGAAGGACAGCCUGAUUCCACAGGAGGUGAUGUAUCUCGCCAGUGUGCCGAAAGGUUCCAGAUCUCAGUGCGCUACCGGAAGCUGGCUGGUGCAACGGGCGAGGCCCGAGGUCGAUUACUUGGACCCAAAGCUGGGAUACUUCGAGCUGGCCGGUGAAGAGAUGCUCUGCCUGGAGCCUGGAGUGCCCAGCACGAAGAACGCCACGAACACGACUCUUCAGGAGGGCUUCACCAUCUCGCUGGACUGGGCUACCUUGGAAUGUCCACAGCCACUGACCCACGAAGUCGAGGAUGAUGUUCUUCAUCCUCUCGUCUUCGAUGAUCCCACGACGCUCCAGCCGGACGACUACUGGCUGCACCCCUGUGACUGCGUUCCGCCUGGCUGGGGCCUGGGCUUUCCCGCAAAUGCUCUCGUCGCAGAGGGCCUCCCUCCUGCCAGCGAUGGUGCCUUCAUUCCCCCGCCACUGCUCAUCGUUCAGGGCCAGUUCGCCUGCCCCUCCAGGCAGCUGCUUCCAGGAGCGAGGGGCAUCUACUUCGAGACGGAGGCCGAAGCCUUCGAGAAAGCAGACUGCCAGGAAAGGUGCAAAGACUUCGUGGACUGCGCCUUCUACUGGACUGGCACUUCUCACGGCGCCCAGACAUGCCGUCUCUUUCACGGAUGUGACAGCUUGGUACGCGAGUUCGGCAUUGAUGGUGAUCUCUAUGCCCUGCCUUCGAACGUGAGCUGCCUAGUUGCGAACCCGGAGCACUGCUGGAAGACGACGAUGCGGAGGCAGUUCCUGACCCAGACAGAGAGCGUGUCGCCAUCCUUCACUCUCUCUGCCGCACUCUUCAACUCAGGAGGCUUAGCCGACUUCCAGCAAAACGCCUCCCGACUCUUGAACCGCGAGGUCACCUAUGAGGAGAAGUUGGGAGAGAUUUCCACCGUGAAGCUGCUCGGAUGGACGGAGAUCUUGAAGCCCUUCGGUUAUGUGAGAGCCAUUGGAGGUCUUGCGAGCGCAACGGUGCAAGGCCUGAACCCAAACCAGGAGUACGAGUGGAGCCUUCUCACUCGCAGCAACCAGAGGAGUCGGGAGGUCAGCGGAUGGUCCUCCAGAGAUGUCUCCGUGCGAGCACAUGUGCGGUGCAUGGAGUUGGAGUACAUCCGCGAUCUUCAAGUCGUCACAUCCGGCGGGGCCAGCUUUAGCUUUCUGCAGAGCGGGGUGGCAGCCCUCGACACCUUCUCGGAGGAUGCUGUGGAAGACGAGGGAGACGUAGACUUAGAGAUGAGUCUGGAUGCUGGUGGUCAUGCCCGCGAGGAAGAGGAGGAGGACCAUGAGGCAGUGGAAACCGGUGCAUUGGAUGGAGGCGACGAGCACGGCGAGGAAGCCGAGGAAGCCGAAGAAGUUGAAGACGAUGCGGAUGCUGAAGUUGACUCCGAAGAUGAAGGUGACGGUUCCGAGGAGGACGAGGAUGGUGAGAUGGUGCCAUUCAAGUCGGAGCAGGGUGUUGUGCUGGCCCAAGAGGGCAUGGAGUCAGUCUCCGGCGUGCAGUCGUGGCGCCGGCGCCGGCGCCGUCGCCGCAGACGUGCGCGCAGAAGACGUGCCAGGCGCAGACGCGCCCGCCGCAGACGCUCUCGGCGCAGACGCACGCUGCCGGCGCAGGUGUCUGCGUCAUGUCCCAGCGGGAAGCGGCUCCUCUCGUGCUCCUGCUAUCCGGACGACUUCAGGGAGAAGCAGGGCCAUUGGACUGACGUCCGCCAUCACUGCAAGCGGGUCUGGAGGAGUGGCGACAGUUGCACUGCCAGAGGUGGAUAUGCCCAGGCUUUGUGCGGCAAGCUCGACGACCCGGCAGCUCGCGACUGGGAGGACCGUUCAGCCGAGGGCUGGUACUGGUCCGACAAGGAGGAAGGUCCUGUGGCAAGCUGUCCUUCUCCGAAGGUACUGGUUGGGUGCUGGUGCCAAUCGCACAGCGGCUCCGAGAAAGAGUGCGCUCGACUCUGGACGGAUGGCAACAGCUGCCAUGCCCGCACGGGCCCGGGAAGAGUUGUCAGAGUACGUGCCUAUAUCAAGAUCUUCGCCCGUUGCGCGGACAUCCGGUCAUCGGCCCUCAUUCUCACGGGGAUCAACCUGACGCGGGUAGUCUCGACCAGCUUGCUCCAGGAUGUGCCUGCGAAGAACGACGCCACGGUCAUGUCAAAGUCCUUCCGGUAUGUGCACUUGUUCCAGCAAUGCGAUGCCCUGCUGCUCAUGGGUGGGCUGGGGGUGGAGACCUGUUCUCGGCCGGCUUACCGAGAGCCAAGCUCCCAUGUGUGGCGCGGGAAGCGGCCCCUACCCUCCAGCUUUGUGCAUGGCACCGAGCUGAAUGUCGGAUGUUGGCAGGAGCGCUUUCAGUCCUUCCGUGCAGGCCAUCGCUAUGCUCAUGAGACCCUGAAAUGUGUGAACGGAGACUGGUUCAACUCCUUGCAGCUUCCGGAACUCACAGCCUUCUCUUGUGAGCCCUGCGUGCUCGUCGCUGGGAAGGGUUACACCAACUACGCGAAGAGGAACCAGCAAGAGCUCUACCACUUCAGCCGGAUGGCGAUGCGCGUGUACACGGAAUUAGGUUCUUUGGCCGCCACCCAUGGUGCCGCGCAGAAGUACUGCCUCAUGAAGGGCAGCGGCGGAAAUUCCUCAGCUGGUGGCAAGAUGACACUCAUGGCUGCAUCCGCAUGUCCCGAAAUCCUGGCCAUGGAAGUUGUGGGCUCGGCCGAAGUGGAGGAUCGCAUGAUGGCUCUGCUGGACUUUGGCAUCCCGGACAACGGCUUUUGUCUGGAAGCAGUUCCUGGGGGCGAUGGCAUUAGCCCCAGCCUGGCCUACAAGAAAUGCGAUAUGGAGAGCCCACAGCAGCUCAUUUCGCCCAUGGCUGUACCCGGUGUUCUCUGGGACAUGCAUAAGGAAGCAGACCGCACUCUCGGCGAGGAUUUCCACAAGGCCUACGGCUCCUAUUGUGGAGCCCACGGCGCUCUGGCCUCGCUCGCCUUCGGGCAGGUCUUCGGAGGAGACGCCUCAGGGCUGAAGUCGACGUGCCACUUCGCGCCAGUGAUCAAGUUCGGAGAGUUCUUGGACACGACGAUCACCUACGACAAGCGAAGCACGGACUGGCCCGAGUGGAACACGCUGCUGGCCGAUGCGCCGGUUCUAUGCCCAGACGGCGAAGCUCUCACCGGCUUCAAGCUCUUACCUGCACGCAAGAUCUUCCGGUACGAGUGCAGCCGUAUCGGAGGAUUGGGCCAGACCUUCGAGUACUUCAGUGCCCAAGUGGAAGUGAAGAAGUUUGACCAGAAGAGGGCAAACUUCAUCGGCGCACUGCGGAUGAUCCAAGUGGACUGUGGCGCUGAUGCACUGCUCUCUGGCUUCCACUUCGAAUUCUCCGAGGGCGGACGCUGGGCUCGCUCCAAGUACACUUGUGCGAAGGCCGGUGGUGCCCCCGUUGUCAUGGAGCCUUCGACGACUAUCGAAAGCAUGACGCAAGCACCGGAAGGUGUCUUCUGUCCCCUGGAGCCAGAUGCCCACACCGGACGGUACAAGUACGUAAAUGCACUCACGGGCGACGCCUUGUCCUUCGAGCGGAACGGCGAGUGGUGUGUGGGUCCUGACUGCUCGGCUCCGGUUGGUGGUGCCACCCCCGUCGGUGUCUUGAUGACCAUGCUGGAGGUCCAUAAUGUCACCAACUUCGACGGGCACUUCGAGGGAAAGGGUGUCCCUUCCAUGGAGGAAGGGGGAAUGGACGACCUGGCGAAGAUGCUCAAGGCGAUCAAGCCGCCGAAGAGGCCAGCGCAGCCGGCCAAGCCCAGGCUACAGGAGUUCAAAGCAGAGAUGCCCAAGUACGCAGACGAGUGCCUUGACUACGGCGAAUUGUGGAACAAGCUCACCGAGACACACACCAACGCGGACAAGGAGGAGGUCGUGGAGGAGUCGAAGCUCGAGCCUGAUGUCGGCACCGUCGAUGCAGAGCUGCCAGACGUCCACCCCUGCCAGAUAAUGCAGGAAACCGGCUUUGGCAUCUUUGGCAGGCUAGGGAAGGGUGAUGGCAAGCAGUCGCCUCCCAACCUUUUGUACAAGGAUUGGAUCCAGUGCAUGCAAGGGGACAUCAAUCGCGAUAUGCUCUCCGGCUACAUGCAGUUCGGCAACAGCCUCUACCACAGCAUCGCCAACGUCGUCCAUUCCGCGGUGAAGCUGGUCUGUGCUGCCAUUCCCACCGUUGUUGCGGCCCCAUUGGGCGUCGGUGUCGAGCCCCAGCCGCCGAGAAUCUGUGCCGAAGUUACAGACCUUGUGCGAACAAUAGUCGACCUUCCCUUUGACAUCUCCAAGCAAGCAGUGGACCUCGCAAUUGAGAGGGAAGGAUACCUGGCCUGCAACCCCUACCAGGCUGGCUUUGCACGGCUCUUCUGUGACAUCCACUGUGUGCGUGAUGCCGUCAUCCGUGGCGACCGCACAAUUCUGCGGAACUUGGAACAGGCCACCAAGAUCUCCAAUGAGAACAUGAGGAAGAUGGUGGAGUGGUCCACGGAAGCAACAAGGACGGAGACAGAAUACCUGGACAAGAAGAUUGACCACUCUCUCAAGAUCAACACCAUCUACUUGCACCACAUUGCCAAGAACACGCAGCCCAAGGAAGAGGAGCUCUUGCAGAACGCUGUGACUGCCACGGGAUCCAUGCUCGCUGAGCUCAAGGGCUUUGCCGAGAUCUCCUCCUUGGGCGUCUCCCGCGUUGCUGCCGGCGAUGCUCUGACAAGGCCGUCCACGGCUGCUGCGAGCGGGUGCUGGAUCCCUUAUGGGACACCAGGUGUGCAGCUCUAUUCGCUGACGAACAGGGGCGACUUUGCAGAGCAUCACAUCAUGAGUUCUGGUCGUCGGCCCGGGGGACAGAUCCCUUGGAUGAAGACCACACGGCCUCCAGCUCCUGCUCUGGUUCAGCGAGCUCAUGAUCAGCUGAAGGAGCAGACGGCGACAUCUUCACUGCGGCAGGUGCAGAAGUUCCAGAGCUUGAUGUCUGACCUUCAUCAGACGAUGCGGGCAUCCGCGGGCGGGCUCACGAAGGCACAGGCCGUGGGACGGCAGGUCGCCAGCGAGGCUCGGCAGCUUCAGGACCGAACGCGCCGGCAAGCGCAGGUCUUGGGCAUUUAUCGGGCGCACAGCCGCGCCGCACACAAGGCGGCAAAGUCCUGGGCCCGAUUCGCCGACGCAGAGCAGACGCUGGUGACAUUGGACAAGUUGUGGUGGCGCAUCCGGGACAGGCUGGACCGCUACAUCGACGUCGCCGGGGAUGAGAUCACUCAGUUUGAACUUUCCGUCACCGCGCUGGCCGAGUACGAGAAUUGCAGAGCAGGCACCUUGGACCUUCUCCAGUCAUAUUCCUCCGGCAUGAAGUCGAUGCGCCGGAGCCGCGCUCAACUUCGAGCCGUGUGGCGGGAGACAUCCAACUUGAUGGGCGAACUUGCGGCGAUCAUCAGUGACGGCGACGUCUUUGGGCGCCUCAUGGCUGCUGAGGGCUGCACGUCUGCCUUGGCUGCGCAGACGCUGGAUCAAAUUCGCUUUGUGCUGCAAGACUCUGGCUUCUUGAUCCACCGCUUCGAGGCGGCCAACCUACCGCAGCCAGAUGUCUCCGUGUUGCAAGCGGCAGUGAAUCAGAUUCACUCCGCUUACGAUUCGGCAUUGUCCUCUUGCCAUGCAGAA